Copidosoma floridanum is the source of this 403-nucleotide messenger RNA. Its product is annotated as zinc finger protein 586-like. NCBI's taxonomy places the organism in Eukaryota, Metazoa, Arthropoda, Insecta, Hymenoptera, Encyrtidae. The record is from RefSeq and is a predicted model, not a curated record.
ACCUGCAUUAGACAUUAUGUGCCGCACAAGCUUUCAACGAAACAGCCGUUGUCCUAAAAUAAAAACCCCAUCGCCACCUGUUAAAAGCAUCAGCAACAGCAAGAAGAAAAAAAGUGAUGCUCCUCCAAAAUCCACGAAAGCGCGGUUCGCGUGCAGCUUCUGCGGCAAAUCGUUCGCACACCUGGGCGACCAGCGCAAGCAUUGCCGCAGCCACACGGGUGAGCGGCCCUAUCGCUGCGUCGUGUGCCAACGAGCUUUCGGACAGGCCAGUAAUCUAGCGAGGCACAGUCGCGUCCACACGGGCGAGAAGCCCUUUCGGUGCACCAUCUGCGAGCACAGCUUCGCGAGGUCGGACAAGCUCACGAGUCACUUUGAACGUUGCGCGCGAAGCGGAAUCGAAUAA